CAACUCUACACGCUUCUUCCGAUUCCUGGACACCGCAAAUGUUCCAAUUGCGAAUACGAAUAUAUCGGUAGCUGGCGAUUGGCAAAUCGAAAAAGACACUGUAAACUCGUGCCCUGAUUGGUUAAAAUGAAAAUCUUCUACGCGCUGCAUGAUGGGGAUUGUAGUUUCAUCUUUCAUUUGUAGUCUUGUUUUAGGAGAAAGCAAGUUCCGGUAGUUGGUGCAGUAAUGGCAGAUGUACUGGAAGAAAAUGGGUGUUCUAGACAGAGCAGUCCUGGUGCAGGAGAUUCUGAUGGCGAGUUGACGGACACGGCACGGCAGAAGCUGGAGUCUCUCUUAAACAGGAACAUGCGUAUUGAGAUGACGGAUGGACGCUCUCUUAUUGGCUGCUUUCUCUGCACAGAUAGAGACUGCAAUGUCAUCUUGGGUUCAGCCCAGGAGUUCCUACGGCCGUCUGAUUCCUUUCCCAUCAGGGAGCCACGAGUGUUGGGUCUUGCCAUGGUUCCUGGUCACCACAUUGUUUCUAUUCAGGUGGAAUUUGAGAGCAUCACUUCCCCACAGUACCUUUGAUCAGAAGUGGACAACUCACUUUGCCUGCCAGAGAAUCUUGUAACUUGUUUUUAACUUAAGUAAAUCCAUUUGUAAUUAAAUCCGAUGUCUAUGAACCUA
Messenger RNA from Bombina bombina (fire-bellied toad), 666 nucleotides. RefSeq names its product N-alpha-acetyltransferase 38, NatC auxiliary subunit (gene NAA38). Gene Ontology annotation, molecular function: RNA binding. The coding region runs from base 226 to 567 and encodes 113 amino acids. The record is from RefSeq and is a predicted model, not a curated record. Lineage: Eukaryota; Metazoa; Chordata; Amphibia; Anura; Bombinatoridae. Gene Ontology annotation, cellular component: NatC complex. The transcript has 3 exons.